Molecule: messenger RNA, 1113 nt
Organism: Priceomyces carsonii
Lineage: Eukaryota; Fungi; Ascomycota; Pichiomycetes; Serinales; Debaryomycetaceae
Gene: ERG3
Product: C-5 sterol desaturase
Exons: 1
Coding region: 1-1113 (370 amino acids)
Biological process (GO): sterol biosynthetic process
Cellular component (GO): membrane
Molecular function (GO): C-5 sterol desaturase activity; iron ion binding
Source: RefSeq, a predicted model, not a curated record
AUGGAUACUGUUUUGGAGAUUUUCGAUUACUUGUUUCUUGACAGGUUGUAUGCUGCAGCAUUCCCGAAAGAUGGCCAAGUUGCUGCAUCCGUUACUCAAUUCAUGAAUGCUCAUAAGAGUCCGUUUGAUACUUUUUCAACUGUCAAUUCUACAAUGGUGCUGACAAAUUCAGUGCCUUUUCCAUUGCAAGCAGCUGCAAAGAUGUUUGGCAGUCUUCGUAAUAACAACGAAGUUUAUGGUAAGGUUCCUGGCUAUUUGCCGUAUAGUAACUUGGCAGAUGCUUCUUUUCUUUCGAGGUCAAAUAUCGUGAGACAAGCUCUCUCCCUUCUCGUCAUUACUACCAUCUUUGGCUGGUUAUUGUAUCUCAUAGUUGCCACACUUUCAUAUAUAUUUGUUUUCGACAAAAAUAUCUUCAAUCACCCAAGAUAUUUGAAAAAUCAAAUGUCUCUUGAAAUAGAGAGGGCCAUGACAGCAAUUCCCAUCAUGGUCUCAUUGACAUUACCAUUUUUCCUAUUGGAAUUGAAAGGAUACUCGAGACUUUAUAUGGAAGUGAACGAAUCUACAGGUGGAUGGAAAGCACUUGUCUUUCAAAUUCCAGCAUUCAUCUUGUUUACUGACUGUGGAAUUUACUUCAUUCAUAGAAUUUUACACUGGCCCUCAGUGUACAAAAAGCUUCACAAGCCACAUCAUAAGUGGAUCGUUUGUACACCAUUUGCAUCUCACGCAUUCCAUCCAGUUGAUGGCUGGGCCCAAUCUAUUCCAUAUCACAUUUAUCCUUUGAUAUUUCCUUUGCACAAGGUAUCAUAUAUACUUUUGUUUACCUUUGUCAAUUUCUGGACUGUCAUGAUCCAUGAUGGCCAGUAUUUGUCCAAUGAUCCCGUUGUCAAUGGUACUGCGUGCCAUACCGUACACCAUUUGUACUUCAACUAUAAUUAUGGCCAGUUUACCACCUUAUGGGAUAGACUUGGAGGAAGUUACAGAAGACCAGACGAUUCCCUAUUCGUGAAGCAGGAUGUAGCAGAGGAGAAGAAACUCUGGGAAUCACAAACACAAGGAAUGGAAGAGAUUAGAGGAAAAUUAGAGGGUAAUGACGAUUUCAGAGAAUAUAUAUAA